AUGGAAAUAAAUAAUACCAAUACUAAUAUGAGUACGAAUGGGGAAUUAUCGUUAAAAGAACAAAUACAAGGGAAAAUGAUGAAUUUCUUAACGAACAAAGGAGUUGUCAAGUCUGAAGCCAAUGCAGGCUAUGGACAAAUGAACACUGAUGGAUCAGGUGGGACAGCGUACACUGACAACACAUGUCAAGGCAAAUGCAUGUACUUCUUAUGCUGUCAUUGUUCAAAACGUUAUUAUACGGCAUGGCUAUCAAGUCUAGGUUUUAUGAUUACAUUUGGUAUUCGUUGUAAUAUGAGCUGGGCUAUGUUGACUAUGCAAGCUAGACACAUAGCAGCAAAUCUGUCUCAUUUACCACAUUCUAAACAUUAUGAGCAUACACAUCAUGAAUCUGGUGAUCAUGUGGUUGGAUUUGGUGGACUGAUGAACGUAACGGCGAAACCAGAUUUUUAUUGGACAGCUGGUCAAAGAGGAUUUGUGGAUAGUUCAUUCUUUUAUGGUUAUUUAAUAACUCAAAUACCUGGUGGAGUAAUAGCAGCUAAAUUUCCAGCUAAUAGAUUAUUUAGUAUAGCUGUUGGUGGAAGUGCUUUUUUAAAUUUAUUAUUACCAGCUGCUUGUAAAAUUCAUUUUGGAUUAGUUAUGACAAUUAGAAUGUUACAAGGUUUAGUUGAGGGUACGUCUUAUCCAGCAUGUCAUGGUAUAUGGAGAUAUUGGGCUCCACCACUUGAACGUUCUCGACUAGCAACAAUUGCAUUUUGUGGUUCGUAUGCAGGUGCAGUACUUGGAUUAUCACUUUCCGGUCUACUAGCUCAACAAAUGGGUUGGCAGUCACCUUUUUAUUUCUAUGGUGUUAUCGGUAUUAUGUGGUUCUUUUGGUGGUGGAAUGUAACGCAUGAACGCCCGUCUUUACAUCCAACUAUAUCAGAAGCUGAACGAACAUAUAUUGAGACUUCAAUUGGAGAGUCGCCUACAAUAAACGAAAGUAAAAUACCAAUUCCUUGGAGAAAAUUCUUUACAUCACUUCCUGUCUAUGCAAUAAUUAUUGCGAAUUUUGCAAGAAGUUGGUCAUUCUAUUUAUUAAUUACAAAGUCGCCAAAAUAUUUUCGUGAAGUAUUUGGUUAUAAUUUAGCUGAGACUGGAUUUUUGUCUGCAUUGCCACAUUUAGUAAUGGCUGUUAUUGUUCCUAUCGGUGGACAGUUGGCUGACAAAUUACGAAAAAAUACAUUAUCGACAACAGCUGUAAGAAAAAUAUUCAACUGUGGAGGUUUUGGAAUAGAAGCAAUCUUUUUAAUUGGUGUUGGUUAUUCAAAAACAAUUACAUCAGCUUUAGUAUGUCUUGUUUUAGCUGUUGGAUUUAGUGGAUUUGCAAUAUCAGGUUAUAAUGUUAACCAUUUGGACAUUGCACCACGUUAUGCCAGUAUAUUGAUGGGUUUAUCUAAUGGUGUUGGAACAAUAUCUGGCAUGAUUUGUCCAAUUACAACAGAAUUACUUACCAAAAAUCAAAAUAAGGAAGGAUGGCCAAUAGUUUUUUUGAUAGCUAGUUUGGUUCACUUUGCUGGUGUUACAUUUUAUGCUAUCUUUGCAUCUGGAGAAAAACAACCUUGGGCAGAUGCACCUGAAGAAGCUCAAUGUAAUUGGCAACCACCAACCGAUUUACCAGCAGAGAUGAUGCACGGAGAAUAUGGCUAUGCAGAUCCAACUGAAAGAAAAGAUAAUAAUCUGUCUUUUCGAAGAGUAAGUAACCAAAGGAAUUCAUCAACUGAUAGUAAUCAAUUCUAUACUUCAAGUUCAAGAUAUACAUCGGGUUAUAAUCAAUCCACUGUAAAUGACCCACUAGUAAAUUCCCAAGGUUACGGUUAUGGUGAAACUUUAAGUGGAACAACAAAAGAACAAAAUGUUAAUCCAUAUCAUCAAGGGUAUUAAAAGUAGCAUAAACAAACUAAAACUAAUUUCCUACUGACCAUAACAAUAUCAAGAGUUACUUAUAUUGACUAGUAAAUCACUGAAAAGUAGUCCACAUAUAUACCUGGAUAAUCAAACAUCAUAAUGCCAGUUUGUUUAAAAUUGAAAUUUCUAUGAAAGAAAUUUUAACUAUUAUUAUCAACACAAUUACUGAUAUUAAAAGAAGAAUCUAGAAAACAUGUUUCACAUUCUUAUCGAUCUGUUAUUACAGAUUUUGUUUCCUUGUUUGUUUGUUCUUUUUCAGCUUUGCAACACUUUUAUUUAUCAGUAAAUAUAUAUGUGCAUUGUUUGAUUUUAUUCAUUGCAAACAAAAUAUGCAUAUUUAUUCCCUUAUUCAUUGAUUUAUUUAUUACUAAAUUUGUCUCAAAAAUUCUUUCCUUUUUUCUUUUAACCAUAUUGAUUAGCACAACUGUGAAAACCAAAUAUUUUAUUUAUUUAUUUAAUUGAAAUCUAAAUGGAUACAGCAUUUAUUGUUACUAUGAUGAUUAUCAUUAUCAUUAUUUGAAUGGAUAUGAAAUUGAUUUUGCCAUAUUUGAGUUAGAUCUUUUGUCAAUAAGUAAUUAAAAUGAAGAGGAAAACAAUAUUGUUUAACAGUUUCUUCCUUUAUUUUUCACUCUUCUUAUUUUCCAUAUCUUGUAUUGCUAUCAUUUCUUGAAUUUGUUCUCUUUUUUUUCUUUGUUACUGCCUUCUAAGGCUUGAAAUGUUCCUUGUUUUGUUUUAUUUUAUUCUAAAAAGAUUGCACAUCUAGUCUAAAGAAAUUGAUCUUAAUAAAAUAGGCAGUUUUUUGUUUUU
Messenger RNA from Schistosoma haematobium, 2751 nucleotides. RefSeq lists its product as uncharacterized. Gene Ontology annotation, biological process: neurotransmitter loading into synaptic vesicle; transmembrane transport; regulation of synapse structure or activity. The transcript has 11 exons. The record is from RefSeq and is a predicted model, not a curated record. Gene Ontology annotation, cellular component: synaptic vesicle membrane; excitatory synapse. Lineage: Eukaryota; Metazoa; Platyhelminthes; Trematoda; Strigeidida; Schistosomatidae. Gene Ontology annotation, molecular function: neurotransmitter transmembrane transporter activity; L-glutamate transmembrane transporter activity. The coding region runs from base 1 to 1920 and encodes 639 amino acids.